Molecule: messenger RNA, 4592 nt
Organism: Dreissena polymorpha
Lineage: Eukaryota; Metazoa; Mollusca; Bivalvia; Myida; Dreissenidae
Product: XK-related protein 6-like
Exons: 4
Coding region: 13-1350 (445 amino acids)
Biological process (GO): apoptotic process involved in development; engulfment of apoptotic cell; phosphatidylserine exposure on apoptotic cell surface
Cellular component (GO): plasma membrane
Source: RefSeq, a predicted model, not a curated record
AGAAAAACAAACAUGGCGUCCAAAAAGAAACUUCCUCGGUCUCGAAGAUGUAGAGAUAAUGAAAAACUUGGAAUUUAUACCGCGCUUGCAAGUGAUCAGGCUGAUUGUACGAGUAGAAACAGCGCACAGCUGCGCUACUCCCUUGGAAAUGAUUCCUAUGUAGGAAGAGCCUUGGCGUUGCAUUCUGAAGAUUUAGACAGUGUCAGUGCUACCAGAGAAUUGCCACCACACAAGCAUGUAGAACAAGCAAUCCAUCAAGCCCCUGAGUUUACUGUAUUUGAUAUUAUCCUUGGAUUCAGUUCAAUAGGUUUCUUUUUCUUUGAUGUAGUAACUGACAUGCUUCUUGCGAGGGAUUAUUUUUAUCAACUCCGACUUGUGCCAUUCGGUCUAACAACAGCGUUUAUUGUUGUCCCAAGUUUUGUAACUGCAGCAUUGAACUUGCGCUGGUAUUUUCUGGACUUUCAAAGUCAAAAAAUACUGAUAAGCAAGCACGGAAAAGAGCAAGUGCACACAACAAGAGGACUUUUGUGGCUUGUCAGAAUCGUGAUGACUUGUUUUAUGAUGGGCCCAGUUAUUAGGCAGAUAGAGUACCUGUACAAUGGCAUUAAAAGCAGAGACAAAAAUCUGAGCGAGGCUGUGAGAAAGCGCCACUACACAUUCAUGCGUUGUGAAGAUGUGGAUGCUUCUUGUAUUCGAAUGUUUGAAUGCUUCUUGGAGGCUGCCCCUCAGCUUCUUCUACAGAUUUACAUCUUGAUGGAAUACAGAGAGGAAGAAGUCACCUGGUUAAUAAGUGGUAUCAGGGUGGUAUCAAUGCUGUCUUCAUGGUCUAGUCUUGCAAUAUCCAUGGUGUCUUACCACAAGGCCUUGAGAUUCUCCCAUGAAGACCGCGGAAACAUGUCUAUACCAGGAUCGAUACUCUACUUCUUGUGGAGAGCUGUUGAAAUUGGACCCAGAGUUAUUGCCCUUGGCAUGUUUGCCUCUCAGUUUAAAUGGGGGGUGUUCAUAGUUGUUGGUGUUCACUGGAUUGCAAUGUCAUCAUGGCUGAUAUGUCAGAAAACACAGUUCUACCAAAAUCGGUGUGAAGAGAAAUGCUUCAACUUUGUUUGCGGCUAUGUGCUUGUCUUUUGCUUCUUGAACGUCAGGGAUGGUCGGACAAGAUACCGAAUGAUUUUAUACUACUUUAUAUUUUACAUUGAAAACUGGCUCAUGCUGGGAUUUUGGUUUUAUUUCACUGAUGCCAAGAGUCAAUGGUUUUAUCUGCCAACUUUAUUUGUUGUCUCGAUGACUGACAGACUAUCUACAUUACCUAUCAAAGUGGAAGAAUAUUCAAGUGGACUAGAAUAUAAUUGAAUAUCGGAGAAAGUCCAUAACACAAAAAAAGGUCCACCUAUGCAUUACAUACUGAUGAAUUUCUAAUAAAGCUUAAUUUGCAAUUUUAGUUGAUUGAUUUGCAUAUUUUACAUAUUAUCUUAAAUAUUCUUCAAUUAUAAUUGUAUUAUAUUGUGCACCAAUUUACUGGUACGGGUAAACAGGUAGGUUAUUAUUGUUUCAACUUAUUUUUUAUUGGUUUUUGUUAAGUUAUUGCAAUUGAAUGAUCUUAAAUGAGCAUUUUAGACGAUAUUGUUGUAGAUGGUUAACAUUUGUUAUCCAAUGUCAGGCAACUGUUUAUGGUGGUAUUAUUAUAGCUACUAGGUUUUAUAUGAAAUAGAUACUGCACAUUGAAUACUCUUUACUUAUUAUGAACAUAAAAUGAACAAUAAGUCAUUAUUAAUUUUUCACCAAACUUGAUAUUUUUAGAUUUGUUUUGCCUCAGAGGGCAGACGUAUUUAACAGAAAGUUAAAUUUCUGAUUUUUUUUAAAUGUUCUUUUAUAUUUUGUGUUCUACUUUUAUUGAGUACAGUGUGGCAUUCACAUAUGACAAUCGCAAUAUUAUAAGUUUUAAUAUUUAAGGAUUAUAUUUAUGCCGCCUGUAGGGUGGCAUAUAGCAAUUAAACUGUUCGUCAGUGUGUCAGUCUGUCCGUCCGUCCGAAAACUUUAAUAUCCAUAACUUUUUCAAUAUUGAACAUAGCAACUUGAUAUUUGGCAUACAUGUGCAUCUCAUGGAGCUGCACAUUUUGAGUGGUGAAAGGUUAAGGUCAAGGUCAUCCUUCAAGGUCAAAUGUCAAAUAUAUGGCGUCUGUCCGUCCGUCCGAAAACUUUAACAUUGGCCAUAACUUUUUAUGCCCCCGGUAGGGUGGCAUAUAGCAGUUGAACUGUCAGUAUGCGUGUAUGUCAGUCUGUCCGUCCGUCCGGAAAAAAACUUUAACGUUGGCCAUAACUUUUGCAUUAUUGAAGAUGAAGAUAGAAACGUGAUAUUUGGCAUGCAUGUGCAUCGCAUGGAGCUGCACAUUUCGAGUGGUGAAAGGUGAAGGUCAAGGUCAUCCUUCAAAAUCAAAUGUCUAAUAUAUGGCAUCUGUCCGUACGUCCAAAAACUUAAACAUUGGCCAUAACUUUUCCACUAUUGAAGAUAGCAACUUGAUAUUUGGCAUGCAUAUGUAUCUCGUGGAGCUGAACAUUCUGAGUGGUGAAAGAUGAAGGUCAAGGUCAUCCUAUAAGGUCAAAUAUAUGGCGUCUGUCCGUCCGCAAAUUUUAAAAUUGGCCAUAACUUUUUCAAUAUUGAACAUAGCAACUUGAUAUUUGGCAUACAUGUGCAUCUCAUGGAGCUGCACAUUUUAAGUGGUGAAAGGUGAAGGUCAAGGUCAUCCUUCAAGGUCAAAUGUCAAAUAUAUGGCGUCUGUCCGUCCGAAAACUUAAACAUUGGCCAUAACUUUUUCAAUAUUCAAGAUAGCAACUUGAUAUUUGGCAUGCAUGUGUAUCUCAAGGAGCUGAACAUUUUGAGUGGUGAAAGGUCAAGGUCAAGGUCUUCCUUCAAGGUCCAAUGUCAAAUAUAUGGCGUCUGUCCGUCCGUCCUAAAACUUUAACAUUGGCCAUAACUUUUUAUGCCCCCGGUAGGGUGGCAUAUAGCAGUUGAACUGUCCAUCAGUCAGUAUGUGUGUAUGUCAGUCUGUCCAUCCGUCCAAAAAAAAACUUUAACGUUGGCCAUAACUUUUGCAUUAUUGAAGAUAGCAAUAUUUGGCAUGCAUGUGCAUCUCACGGAGCUGCACAAUUUAAGUGGUAAAAGGUGAAGGUCAAGGUCAUCCUUCAAGAUCAAAUUUCUUUUACUACUAGUAAAUGGCAUCUGUCCGUACGUCCGAAAACUUUAACCUUGGCCAUAGCUUUUUCACUAUUGAAGAUAGCAACUUGAUAUACAUGUAUGGCAUGCAUGUGUAUCGCAUGGAGCUGAACAUUUUGAGUGGUGAAAGGUGAAGGUCAAAGUCAUCCUUCAAGGUCAAAUGUCAAAUAUAUGGCGUCUGUCCAUCCGAAAACUUUAACAUUGGCCAUAACUUUUUCAAUAUUGAAGAUAGCAACUUGAUAUUUGGCAUGCAUGUGCAUCUCACAGAGCUGCACAUUUUGAGUGGUGGAAGUUCAAGGUCAAGGUCAUGCUUCAAGGUCAAAGGUCAACAAAAAAUAAUUAAAAUUCAAAGCGGCGUUCACAUGAAGCUGCACGUUUUGAGUGGUGGAAGUUCAAGGUCAAGGUCAUCCUUCAAGGUCAAAGUUUAAAAAAAUAUUAAAAAAUCAAAGCGGCGUUUUCAUGAAGCUGAACGUUUUGAGUGGUGGAAGUUCAAGGUCAAGGUCAUCCUUCAAGGUCAAAGGUAAAAAUAAUUUUUAUUUUUUUUAUUUCAAAGCCACGCAAUUGGGGGCAUUGUGUUUCUGACAAACACAUUUCUUGUUUUUGUUAUAUUUGCUUUUUUCCGAUCUGCUUGAUAUUUCGAGCCCACUUGUGGACAAUUUUAAAUAUAUGAGAAGACGUCACCAGCUUUUAUUGCAAUUACCUGCAUAAGUGCAUGCAUUAAUCUGUCCUAUUUUGUAUGGAGUAGCUUCAUCAUGCAAUUAAAUUAUCACUUGCCACAAAUGUGUGCCAUUUAGGGAUGGCUCAAAGUCAAUCUUUGGAGUCAAAGGUCAAGUCAAAACUGUAACUUAAAUUAUUCACUAUGCAAUUUGAAAAUAACUUUCUCACAAUGUGGGUAAUUUUUCACUAUGCAGUUUAAAAAUAAUUUGUACAAAUGUGUCAGCUUAUAAUUGAUUAAUUUAAUCAACAUAAUGGUUGCACCGGUAAAUUUGAUAUGUAUUCAGUUUUACAAUUAUAUUGGUUGUUUUUAGCUCACCUGAGCAUAUAGAGCCUCUGGAGAGACUCUCAGGUGUGCCAACAUGGGCCUGUGCCCUAGUACUUUUUGCUGUCUUAUUUUGUAUGCAACUGUAAUUACAGUAGUCUAAAUUGGACCAAUAUCAUACAUAAGCCAGGCACUUGCAUAUGUUUAUACAUGCUUAUAAAUAUGAUUUCUCUUAAUGUUAUUUUACAGAGAAUUUAUCUUUUUUAGUCAAUUUAUUGUUGAUAACAAAUUGCAUCCUGUACUGUUAUUUUUAGAUGAUUUACACAAAUAUGUUGCUAUGUGUUGCAUAUGUUUAUACUUGUAUCCAUGAACCUUUUAGAAUAAAUAAAAUAAAAAGCAUAA